Molecule: messenger RNA, 737 nt
Organism: Malurus melanocephalus (red-backed fairy wren)
Lineage: Eukaryota; Metazoa; Chordata; Aves; Passeriformes; Maluridae
Product: E3 ubiquitin-protein ligase RNF19B-like
Exons: 3
Source: RefSeq, a predicted model, not a curated record
GCAGUGAGCACACAUCCAUCCCCAGGCGUUGGUGUGCCCCUGAUGCUCACCUACGUGUACGGGACCGUGRUGCUGUCUCUGUGCCGGAGCCGCUGGGGCUGCAGGGGCGGCCGCACGCCCGGAGAGCUCGGCGUGGUGGAACUGGACAACCUGGCCAAACUGAACGAGCUGUGGUCAGUGCUGCCCAGCCCCAGGACAGGUGAGGAUGGAGCUCCAGACCCUGCAGCCUCUCUGGGCAGCAGCAGCCGCAGCCCUCGGCCGAAGUGGCCGCAGCAGGACAGUCACUCAGCCAGCACGGUGGCCCUGGCAGGGAGCAUGCUGAGCGAGGGCCAGGACGUGUCUGACAGGGAAGSUGUCACCAUCGAGGUGGAGGUGGCGGUGGAAGCGGUGCCACGUCCUGUCCGGCAGCAGAGCCUCAGCAGUGCCCUGUCCGGGCAGAGCCUCUCUGGGGACUCCCUGGGAGCUCCCAGUGACAGGGGCAGCUCCUCGGGUGUCCCUGUGGAGUGAUGGUGGCUGAGGGUGASAGAUCCACACACAGAAUCUACCACUCUCCUGUGUAGAGCCAGACCCCUCUGCCAGCACCUGCAGCCCCAGGAGGGUCCUGGKKGGUGCCAACUGCACCCAGCACUGCYSCACCCUGCCCCAGCCCUGUCCAUCCCUGUUCCAGGGGCACCACUAGGAAAUAAAGCUGCUUUCUGAGGGUCCCUCUGUCUCCUGUKGCAAAACUCCCCUGACAG